This is a messenger RNA of Penicillium expansum, 159 nucleotides long. RefSeq lists its product as uncharacterized. The record is from RefSeq and is a predicted model, not a curated record. The coding region runs from base 1 to 159 and encodes 52 amino acids. NCBI's taxonomy places the organism in Eukaryota, Fungi, Ascomycota, Eurotiomycetes, Eurotiales, Aspergillaceae. The transcript has a single exon.
AUGCGCUCCAGGUGUUUCUGGGAAGUGAACAAUAAGAGCAAAAACAAUGUAGCCAUGCUACUGUAUAUACAGGGCUGGGUAUCAUAUAGUACAAAAGGGAGAAGGAGCAGGAUGAAGGCAAAGAGAGAUGAAGUAAAGAAAAUAAAGAAAGCGGAGUAA